AUGGCAGCGUCAUCCUCGCAGUCCUCAGCAGACAAGAUCGCGACCCAGAACGAUUCAGCUGUAAAUGGGGGUAGUGGGACCGCCAGAAAGGUUGUCCAAUGGCUCGAUGACCAUGUCAAUUCUCAAUCUCAAAGACAUCAUGAUCAUACUUUGGAUGAAACAGGGAAAGAUCCCAAUGCUUUCAAAAGCCUUACCUCUGCUCUUGAGCGGCACCAGUCACAACAACGGUCCUCAACCUCCGGCGACACGGAAGCAAAACGCCGUCCCUCCUUGACAAACACUCCUUCUCCCAUCACUCCUCCUUCUUCCGUUCCAAUUCCCCUGAUUCAUCACAACGACCCCCUACCCCGUGUUGAGGUUCCUGGUCAAUUUAUUGAACCACACGAACGCGCUGGUUUACCGAGUUUUACUAACCUAGAGGCUGAUGCAGAACGACAGGCAGCUGGCAUUGUCCGAGCCCAUACCUCCCGGAGAAAGAGCUGGUUAGGCUUGAGGAGCCGGACCAAGUCUAAAGUCAAGGAUGGGGACAAGGACACAGUUCUUCGUGGGGUCGGGCGCAACGACGUAACGAGUUACGAUUAUGUUGCUGUCCCCACGGGUGUCAGCGACAUUGACUGCCUCACCGCUGGAGUCGAUCCUCCACGUCAAUCCGAUUUGGAACGAGACGCCGAUACGGUUUCUGUCCAGACCACCGUGAGCACAAGUGACAUAGUACCCCCAAACAGCGGAAUUUUAUCGGCGCUGCUGGCACUGUAUAAUAGUCAGCACCGUGAUCAAGCUUACGAUAGACUCAGCUCAAACGCUUCUGGUGCUUCCACACCGGAGAUGCCUGAAAGGCCGUGUGUCGACCUUUCGCAUCUUCCUCGAGACGGUGGAGGGAGAUAUAACGGUUAUGGUAGGGAAAGAACUUGGCGGUCGAGAUCCCAAUCCCUGGAGGGCAACGAGAACGAGAAAGGUGAAGCCAUCGACGAGUUUGACGAUGUUUUUAGAAAGGCACAUGAGAACGCGCAGAUCAACGUCAAACCACAGCCGGUUUCGUCAAAUCCUAGUUGUACUCCUUUGCGCCCAUCUGUGUCUCCUCAUCCGCGUCCGCUAUCAGUCCCCCCUUCCCAUCAUUUCACACAAUACUCCGAACCACCUCCAAAGGACCCGCAACCUCAGCCAUUCAAUCACCCACACCAUUCGCUAUGCCCUUCUUUAACGUCACUCAAUCCAUUUUCAAGUCGGCCUGCUCAAGCUCGAAAUGCAGCCGGUGUCAUCGGCCCCCUCAUAGCGAGCACUGCCAACCUAUCAGGAGCAGCUGCACCCGUCAACAGCCGAAUUGUGCCCAAUGUCAAGAGACCAGGCUACCAUCUCUCGAGAUAUAGCUGGGAUGACAGGUCGCCCACCAUCAAAGUCAAAAAGAAAAAAGAUAACCAACUCAAGCGAAAUGGGUACAAAUCGUUGGAUAACGCAGACUUACCUCAAACUGGAUUGAGGACGGGCGACGGUAAAUAUGAAUCUUCAGCCAGCGAUAGGGCACGUCUUUUGCGAAAGCGACCCAUGACUGAACCUGUCUCGGCAUACGUAUCACCCCCAAUGCCCGAUCAACAUGACAGAUCUGCCACCUCGCGCAGAGGGCGAGAUUCAACAUCUGGUUACUUUAGUUCUGCACAAGGGAAGAGAGCUAAGUGGACUGGAGUACUUGACCUUCGGCGAGAGGAUACCUCGGAUAGUGUAGGAAAAGGAAACCACAGUAUUGGGUGGGGAUGGGGUCGACUGACACCUGGACGAGCGACACCUGUUGGAGGGAAGAGUGGUCAAAGUACCCCUACGACUCAGUAUAGUCCUCCACUGACGCCGUCUGCAUUUACACUGACGCCGUUGAGCGACCUUGGGGAGUGGAUAAGUGAUGCUUGGUUGGACAGGGGCAGGGCCGAAAAGGCUCCUGAGUGGAGGGAGCGCAAGGAGAGAAAGGAGAGGGACAGGAGGGAAAGGGGGAGAAAGGAGAAGAGGAAGAGGAAGAAGGCUGAAAUCUAUAUCACUCGUCAUGUCGCCCAGAUCCUCCAACGUCAAGAAUUUCUCCUCAAACUUACUAGAUCGAUGAUGAUGUUUGGAGCACCAGCUCAUCGUCUCCCGUCACAGAUCGCAGCAACUGCCCGGGUUUUGGAGAUCCCUCUGAGCUGUUUGUAUUUGCCAGAUGUGAUGAUCAUCUCAUUCGAUGAUAUGUUGGGGAGUUUAGGCGCUGCAACCUCCAACGUGGGAAGUGGUACUCUCGCUGAAAAUGGCAACUCCAGCUCGUCUUCCGUUCCAGCGUUGACUGCCUCCACGUCUUCGUUGAGACUUCUUAGGCAGAGUUCGGCGUUAGACUUAGGGAAGUUAAAAGGCGCAUAUGACAUUUAUUGGAAGGUAAUUCAUGAUGAAGUCAGCGUCGCAGAAGCAAGCGGAGGGCUUGAUUCACUGAUGAGGAGACCGGUCCUGUAUGGUCGCUUUGCAUCGAUGUUCAUCGGCGGGAUGUGCUCUGCUAGCAUCUGCAGUGUGAGUUUCAAUGGCAGUUUUGUCGACUGUCUCGUUGUUUUCCCCUUGGGCGUAUCCUUGGUUUUUAUACAAAGUUUGGCUGCCAAAAACGAGUUGUAUAGCAACGUCUUCGAAAUCACGAUCACGACUCUCUUCUCCUUCAUUUCUGCCGCCCUCGCAUCGACAAGUAAAAUUUGCUAUUCUGCCGUUGCCUCUUCUUCCAUCGUUCUUAUUCUUCCCGGAUUUAUCGUUUUGUCUGGUGCACUCGAAGUUCUCUCGCGGAACAUCGUGUCUGGUUCGGUGCGGAUGUGUUAUGCCGUCGUUUAUUGUCUCUUCCUCGGGUUCGGUUUGGCGAUGGGGGCAGAGGCGUAUCAGAAGAUGACAAGCAGGAGUGUGGUUGGAUUAGCAGACACUGCCUGUGCAUACAGUCAUGGCGACAAUGCACAGUGGUGGAACAGCAACGUUAGCACUUGGUGGGCUUUCUUAACGGUCCCGUUGUUUUCCCUAUUCUUGACAAUGAGGAACCAAGGACCGUUGUUUAGGCGAGAGAUGCUGAUCACGAUAAUAAUUGCCUGUAUAGGCUGGGUUACCAAUCACUUCGUCGCCACAGUAUUUGUUGGACAAGCGGAUAUCAGUGCAGCUGUUGGGGCCUUUGCAGUAGGCUUCAUCGCCAACAUGUACGGCCGCUUUUUCUCGGGCAACGCAUUCGUUAUCAUGAUCACCGGCAUCCUCUUUCAAGUGCCUUCUGGACUCGGUAAUAACGGCCUCCUGGUCUUCGUGGAUCAACAAAGUUCUGGUUCUUCAGAAUCUUAUCUGUCAGGAUUCCAGACUGCUUUGCAGUUGAUCAGUGUCGCGCUCGGGUUAACUGUUGGGCUUGGCAUUUCCUUGUUCUUAGCGUAUCCGAUCCAAAGUAGACGACGAGCUGGUGGUGUAUUCAGUUUGUAG
Messenger RNA from Marasmius oreades (fairy-ring Marasmius), 3441 nucleotides. RefSeq lists its product as uncharacterized. The record is from RefSeq and is a predicted model, not a curated record. NCBI's taxonomy places the organism in Eukaryota, Fungi, Basidiomycota, Agaricomycetes, Agaricales, Marasmiaceae. Gene Ontology annotation, molecular function: transmembrane transporter activity. The transcript has 9 exons. The coding region runs from base 1 to 3441 and encodes 1146 amino acids. Gene Ontology annotation, biological process: transmembrane transport.